AUGAUCCAGAAAAGGCUACAAGGAUGCGCUGCGUGUUACUUUAACACCAGUCGGUGUUUUGGAAGUGUUGGACAUGAAUCUGUUCAGCUAGAGUGGAUCAUGGUGGAUGUUCCCUUACUAACUCAUAUAUCUGAAACUACAGACUGCAGCUCAUCUUCCUGCCAGGCAUCAUCUGCUUCAGACGAUUCUGUUCCUGAAGGCUAUUUAAUCUUGACAUUCGAUAAAAAGAAGAAAGCUGUUUUAAAAACCGCUGUGUUUGCAGAUGUUUCGGAUCCUAGAUUUGCAGAUGAUUAUGAAGAUGAUGAUGAAGAGGAAAGUAAUGAUAAUUGUUGGCCACUUCAUGAGUCCAAGUUAGCUGUUCGCCAACAGGAAAAUGAUGGCGUACUUGAAAAUGAAGUUACUGAUGCCAAAGGUUUUUUGUCGAAACCUCUUGUUAUUUCUACGGAUGCAGCUGACAAAACUUCAUCUUAUACUUCAUGUUACGGCGAAGCCUUUUGGGUUGGUGAAGAUGAGCUGAACGCAAAACAAAAUACCGCAGGUUCUUGGGAUCUAUCGCCUGGUAACAAAGCAUCCCAAAGUUUAAUACGUACUAGUCCUUUGACGUGUGAUACUCAUUCAGUGACUCCGACUUCAACUUUACAGUCAUCUACUGAAAGCUGGUCUUUGAGCACACCUCAAUCAACAAUAACUCGACUAACCGGCACUUUCCCUUAUCGCAAAGCUACAUAUCCAAUUAAUCAUCUUGCCAGAAAAUACAACCAUAACACUUUUUCUUCUCACUUCCAGCCUAAAUGGCCUAGAGCAUUUAAUGUCCAUUUAGGUGAUCAUUCCAAGAAGAUGCUCAGGUGUGACCAAUGUGGUAAAUAUUACCGUAAUGAUUAUAGCCUACAUCAUCAUAUUUGCUUAAAGCGCAAAGAUGUGUGGAAGAAAGGUGAUGUGCCUUCUGAAAUGAUUGAUGGUCAAGUUAUGUAUUUUUGUCCCAGUUGCCGUAAGCCUUUUAAAUGGCUUGGUAACCUUACACGACAUUUCUAUGUGCAUACAGGUCAAAGAUUCUUUCGGUGUGAUAUUUGUUCUAAAGAAUUUUUUUCUGCUUACCAAGUUAAAAGACAUAUGAAUUCACAUACAGGUGUCCGUUUCAAAUGUGAAGUAUGUGACAAACCUUUUACAUGUAAAUACGCCUGUGCUUGGCAUACUAGACAACAUUAUGCUUAUUCAUUAAAAUGAUUUUAAGAAUUUCUCUCUGAUUCUUCCAAAUGAAUUUUUAGCAACGAAUAUAUACAUACCUACACUUUGCUUUUUUACGUUUCAAUGAGAGAUAUUCAAACAUACACCUUGCACAAUGAUUUAUUUUUUUACUAAUAAAAUUUCAAUAUUAGCCAAUGUUUUUAAUAUCUUUCUUGUAUUCAAUAUAUAUUAUAUCACAUUAAUAAUUCACGUGCCUUAAGUUACGCUACAUAAUGCUCGCCAUCAGCGUCUUGGAUAUUUUGAUAACUUGUGAGUAUAUUUAUUGAUAAUAUACACUUACAUCACACUUUCUAAUCAACUGAGAGAUUGCUCAAUUCCCUCAUGGUGUGUUUGUUACAUCUCAAUGAUAUUUCAUUAAAACAGUAUUCUUUUAUAUUAUGAUUUUGCCUCUUAUGAUAAUUAUCAACUGUGGCGGGUAAUAAAUACAAAUACUGUGCUGUGACAUAGAAAACCUGUUUGCACCUCUUACUAGCCUUUAUAAUAAACACUAUCGUUGAGUAUUUCUUUGUUUUUGUAACUAUUUUUUAUAUACAUGUUUACACUGUUUUUGAUAGAGUAUCGUAUUAUGCAACAAAAAAAGUGAACAAUCUGACAUAGGUGACCCUUCGCCAACACCUGUUCUUCCAAAUAUUCCUAUCUCCUCUAUCAUUAUUACCUACUUUGGAAUCUGUUGUGCCUUGCUUUAUUCGGUUAUAGUAGCUGUUUGCCUCUUUGUAUGCACUUGGUUUUUAUAUAUAAUUGCCUUUUUUCCUAAUUAUUAUUAUUAUUACCAUUUAUUAUUAACAAUCUAAAUUCAAGAAUUUUUUUUGUAGAAAUUGGUGAUUAUUUUUUGCUUGGUUUCUUAUUGUUAUUCUGACAAUUUUAAUGAAAAUAAAAUUUCUUUUU
Molecule: messenger RNA, 2130 nt
Organism: Schistosoma margrebowiei
Lineage: Eukaryota; Metazoa; Platyhelminthes; Trematoda; Strigeidida; Schistosomatidae
Source: the annotation of a GenBank genome assembly